AGUUCACAAUCGACCCCCAAAGCUUCUUAAAUUUGACUCUUCAAGAAUCUCACUACAACCCCUCCACUUCUAUUUUAUUCUCUCUCUCUCCUCUCAUGUUGCGUAUAGAAGAGAAGUGGUUUUUGUGAGAGGGAAAGUCAGCGUCUUAUUUCUCUCUCCAUAAUUCCCUCCUCAAAUUUUCAUUUCCAUUUCCAAUUUCUUUCUCAAUAAUUUCACCGGCGACAAAAAUUCUGCAUGUUUUCCGAUUGGUCUCCGGUCGACAGUACAGACAACUUCAAAAAAUGUUCUGUAGUUUGUUUGAGAUGGACGAUAAUUAUCAGCAAGCUGGUGAUUUGACUGAUGUAAUUCGACCCACUUCCGCCGCCGUCCCCGGUGGCCUCUCAUCGGAAUUCUCUCUCGACCCUUUUUCCGGUGACCGACUACGCUGGCCUCACCAUCCCGCCGAUGAUUCUUCCAUGAAUUUUGGAGAUCCGUCGUUGUUUCCGACUAGUAGUGUUCGAGAUCCGUUUCUUCAUCCCCAUUUUUCUGCCUUCAAUUUUACUUCUGACGGCGGCGCUGAGGGUUUGGCGGCCGCGGACCAGCCGUCUAAUUUACUUUCACAUAUGUUGCAGAUCUCCCCGAGUUCCGGUGAUGGUGUAAUUAGUACUCCUCCAUGUGAGUCUCUCGCAACGACGGUGAGGAAUUCUCCGAGCUCAGCUUCCACUUGCGGUGGUGGUGGCAUGGUUCCAACCGGUGGCUCGAACCCUCUUUGCUUAAUGGAGAAUUCUGGGAUUCAGAUCUCUUCCCCACGAAGUUCGGCCACCAAAAGAAGGAAGAGCCAAGUGAAGAAGGUGGUAUGUAUUCCGGCACCGGCACCGGCGAACAGCCGAUCAAGCAGCGGCGAAGUGGUUCCUUCUGAUCUAUGGGCAUGGAGGAAGUACGGACAAAAGCCCAUCAAAGGAUCCCCAUAUCCAAGGGGAUAUUAUAGGUGCAGCAGCUCCAAGGGUUGUUCCGCUCGAAAGCAAGUUGAGCGCAGUCGAACCAAUCCGAACAUGCUUGUCAUCACUUACACCUCGGAGCACAACCACCCAUGGCCGACUCAACGCAACGCCCUUGCAGGCUCGACCCGUUCCCACCCAUCUCGAACCCCCGCCACCGCCACCGCUCGUAAAACAAGCCCAAAACAUGAGCCCACCAACGACAACGUCCUACCAACUGCAGCAGUAAAGGAGGAAGAGAUAGAUGAAAACCAAACGACAAAUAAAGCAACAACAAUAAACGAUCAUCAGGAUGAGGUAGAUCAUCAGGAGUUUCCUUAUGACCUAAUUUUCACUGAAUUCUCUGAGCAAAUCAACAACCACGACCACGACCACAACCGCGACCAUCAUCAUCUUUCAGCAGAUCCUCUAAACAACAGUAUGUUGAUGUUUAGUAGCCAUGGCUUUAGUACAGGAAAUGGAGAAAGCAGUAAAGAUCCAUUUUUGGAGCUCUAUGAUUGGGCAGAGAAUUCAAAUGGAAGUUUGUUCAAAGAAGCCAAAGGAGGUUGAUGGAGGGUAAUGAUCAAACCACAGUUUAAAGAGAGCUAUAUAUAUACAAAUCAAUAUGAAAACUAUAUAUAAAUAUUUAAACAUUAUAUACACAUGCACUUAGGCUAGCUUCUUAUUUACCCUUUCUUUUUAAGUUAGUGUUUUCUUCUUCUUCUUCUUCUUGGUUGUUCUUGAGGUUAG
This is a messenger RNA of Benincasa hispida (wax gourd), 1706 nucleotides long. Its product is annotated as putative WRKY transcription factor 35. Gene Ontology annotation, biological process: regulation of DNA-templated transcription. Gene Ontology annotation, cellular component: nucleus. The record is from RefSeq and is a predicted model, not a curated record. Gene Ontology annotation, molecular function: DNA-binding transcription factor activity; transcription cis-regulatory region binding. NCBI's taxonomy places the organism in Eukaryota, Viridiplantae, Streptophyta, Magnoliopsida, Cucurbitales, Cucurbitaceae.